AUGCCUUCGAAUACGAAGAAGGACGACAAGUACACUGAUCCGGAGCUCCGUGACGAGGUCAAAGAGGAGAUCCAAGCCGGUGACAAGGGUGGUGCACCAGGACAAUGGUCGGCCAGAAAGGCGCAGAUGAUGGCUUCGGAAUACAAGAAGCGUGGAGGCGGCUAUACGACGGACGAGAACCACAAAGAUGAGAGUGCAAAGCAUUUGGACCAAUGGACGGAGGAAGAAUGGCAGACCAAAGAAGGCAGUGGCAAUGCAAAGGACGCCGAUGGCACUGAACAUCGAUACCUACCGAAGCAGGCGUGGGAGCAGAUGAGCGAAAAGGAGAAGAAAGCGACGGAUGCGAAAAAACAACAAGGAAGCCACGAGGGGAAGCAAUUCGUGUCCAACACAUCAAAAGCGAAAGAUGCCAGGAAAAACGUCAGUGAAACGAACGGAUCGACCAAGCCGGAUGAUUCGACGGUGAGGACCGAUUACACAAGCGCCAAGAACUGUACGGAGCACUGGGAAGAUCCGAAUCACUUGGAAAAGAACAUGCAAGCAUACAAAACCUUCAAGGAGAAGAACCGCAAGUCAGCAGAGGAGGGGGAGAACGCCAAGAAGCGUGGGCAGGCCGCAAAUGGCAACAGCCCAAACAAAAAGCAAAAGAGCAGCGGACAGGAUGUGCCAGAAGCACCACUAGGAUCCAUUACUCGAGUGCCCAAGCAAGGCCAGAAGGUACAGUGGCAUUCCAUUGCAGGCUAUGUCGACGGAGAAGUGGUCGAGGUGGUGUACGAGGAUAAGGAAGUGGAGGGCAAAAAGGCGAAGGGCAGCAAAGAGGACCCUCGAGUGGUGCUGAAGGGCGAUGUGUCUGGCAAGAUCGUGGUGCACAAGCCGGAAGCUGUGUAUUUCGAUUAG
Parastagonospora nodorum SN15 is the source of this 897-nucleotide messenger RNA. RefSeq lists its product as hypothetical. Bases 1 to 897 code for a protein of 298 amino acids. The transcript has 2 exons. NCBI's taxonomy places the organism in Eukaryota, Fungi, Ascomycota, Dothideomycetes, Pleosporales, Phaeosphaeriaceae. The record is from RefSeq and is a predicted model, not a curated record.